AUGGAGCAAAAUGUGAAAAAGCUUCUGAAACUAGCAGGAGGUGAAGAGCUAGCUAGACAACUGUUGAAUCUCUUUGCGAAAUGGAACGAACUCCUCCUACUUACCGGAGAUGACCUUGAUGACCUAGAAGAGGUCUGGACGGGCAGAUCAAGAACCGCCACUGAAUCCCCGGCACCAUCAACCUGCUCUGAGUUCUAUGUACUGAUUGAGACGAAGACUUUUAUAAAUAUCUCAUGGAACAUCGUCCGAGAAUUAACUGACGAAGGCUGCACGAUCAUGCAGCAAAACAGUGCUCAUCGAGACACUCCGGUGCCUCCACUCUGGCUCUCCAGGCCAACUCUUCAUCGCGGCUACCAUCUGCAUAUGCCUCUCUCUGUAUGCUCUACCGGAGCGAAAAGGAGCGACCACGCUCCACCCAUCGAGACUUUGGCAUUUGGAAGUCUUCGACGGCCGAGAUUGCCCGAAUUCAUCCAGAAAUUCCACAAAAUUAGUAAGAGGAAGGAAAAGACGCAGUUCAUAAUCCCCAGCGAUGUGUAUGAACUUCCCCCUAAACAGCGUAGCGAUUGGAUCAAAAAACGCUACACUCAGGAUCGAGUACCUGCGCCGGAAGAUCUAUCCUUUAUCCGCAAUUCGGAAGCAACAGGACUUGUCUCUGAAAAGGACCCGCAUGAGGAGAGCCGAUGUGCUAGGUGCAUUCUCGGCAGUAAGUACGAUGAGAAGCUGCAUCGCUUUACUGCAUCUGGUGCUACUGUCUUCUCAGCAUACGGACUCGUCAUAUCCUUGAACUUGACAGCUGGUAGUUUGGAUAGACAUGACAUUUGUCUUUUUGCAGUUAGUGAUAUACCUGAGGUGGUGGACGACAAGGAGCUCACGGUGAUUGUGGAAGAUCUCCUGCAGAGUGGAUAUGGAUAUCACACAAUCCGCCAUCCGAUACCGCAAGGGCUCGGGCGCAGCUUCAAUAUAUGGGGUGGGGAAGCGCUCUGGAAUCUUCCACUUCAUUACCGGCCUUUCACCAGCAAAGAACGGAUUGAUGCUACGGACUGGGUCAGCGAACUGAAGUGCUUACCAAUUUCGGAGUCAACAGAGAAAUGGAGUACGGAAUUCUGUUGGGACGGACUCCAGAUGUUGCUGCAUUACUUGGGGAAAGGCAAGCCGUGGGCUGAAGCAGCUCGGGAGAUCAAACUCAAGGAUCGGUCAACAAGCACUUGCGCCAGAAGAGAAAUUUAUGCGCAAUCAGACAAAGAGGAUAAGCAGAGGCGCAGGGAAGCCGAUGAAAUGGUAGAGCCGCGGCCUAUUGUACGCUGGGGACCGUUACCAGCGUCCACACGUGGAGAUUAA
Venustampulla echinocandica is the source of this 1338-nucleotide messenger RNA. RefSeq lists its product as uncharacterized. Lineage: Eukaryota; Fungi; Ascomycota; Leotiomycetes; Helotiales; Pleuroascaceae. The transcript is spliced from 2 exons. The coding region runs from base 1 to 1338 and encodes 445 amino acids. The record is from RefSeq and is a predicted model, not a curated record.